UUCUUAAGUUAUUCAAUGCUCACACGGCCCAUACGACGAGCCUUGGGCCGUCGGUUCAUACAAUCGAUUCCUAGAACUCUUGACAUCUCACAAUCGAACCAUUCAAGAAUUCACGAGAAUAUGAUCCAGGAGUAUCUCAAGAAACACAGAACUACCGACGAUUACGACGUCGUAGCCACACUCACAGAGCUUGUAACUAAACUUCCAGAUGCUAGAAGAAAUGCUGUUUUGCAAAAUUACGAGGGAAGCAUUCUUGCUUCGAAUAUUCAUUUGCAAUUGCUCUUGAACGAUUUGACUGCUUCUGAUUCGUUCCAGGAAACAUACUCCUAUAUUGUCAAGACGCCCGUGAGAUUCGCAACGGAGCUCGUAGAGGUCUUUGUAUAUAAUCUCUUGCAAACCAAUAACAUUCCGGCCGUGACAUCGUUGUUGCAUGUUCUCUUUGAUAGAGAUUCGCAGUUCACUUUGAGCAACGAGAUAUGGUCUCUUUAUACUUCAAAAGUAGUGGAAAAUGCCGACUAUUUGGGUGCUAUCUCCAUAUACCAUCAUCUCAUAGACAACAUCGACCUCUACUUAGAAUCUGAAUCUGGUCAUGUUUCAGAGAAUGACAAUGUUCAAUUUCUCAUUACUCCACACCUUCUUGAACAAAUGGCUACUUUAUUUGUUCACAGUGGCGAUGCUUCUAGAGUCAAAGGCUUGCUUCAGUAUUUCAAGAGGUUCUACUCGUACUCCAGUCACAGAAACACUUAUAGAAAUCUCAAGGUGGCUGUUGUGGAAGCAUUUAGUGAAGCUGAAAAUCUUUCCUGUGCAUUGCUAGCCUUCAGAGAAUUGGCUCUUUUGUUUAGGGGCCACUACAACCCCAGAGACUGGGAACAAGCUCAUGGGGUUCUGAAGUUGGCCGCUUACACUAAUUACGUCUGGAGAAGAAACAAUAUCAUGAAUAAUACAAAUCAGGCUCCUAAACCAGAUGUUGACCAGGAACAGUCUUGGAACCCGGAUCAGAUACUUCCAGAGACACACGAAAACGAACAGAUUUAUAACCCCUCGUAUGAAAGAAACGUAUAUUCGGGGCCAAAUAUCCCCCAUUUGCCUUUGUUGAAUGGUUCAUUGUCUAUAUCUGACCUACCACAAUUCUACCAGUUGGUUAAAUCAAGUGUUGUGGAUGCUAUGCAAUCUGAAAACAAGAAUUUCGCAAGCUUAAUGCACUUGAUGACUUCAGGUCAUUUCAUGGUGCAUUCAUUUGUUGUUCAAGCAUUGUGUGAACUUGGAUAUCCCAAGGAGGCACAUCUGAUUCUUGUAAAGCUUCCUUCCAGCUUCCGUCACAUUCAUCCUGAUGUUCUCCUUAAGGAUGAAGAUUUCAUCCUUAUCUUCAAUGCGGUUGAGACAUCGAUUGCACAAGUCGUAUCCAAAUCAUCUUUCUCUGUACAUAAUUAUUAUGUUAAUGUUACGUUCAAGUGUCUUUUCUCGGAUCAGACAUCUUAUG
Messenger RNA from Scheffersomyces stipitis CBS 6054, 1480 nucleotides. RefSeq lists its product as uncharacterized. The annotation marks the transcript as partial. Lineage: Eukaryota; Fungi; Ascomycota; Pichiomycetes; Serinales; Debaryomycetaceae. The transcript has 2 exons. The record is from RefSeq and is a predicted model, not a curated record.